AUGGACCGAAACAUCAUUGAGCCAAUCAACUUGAGCAACAAUGAUAAUGUGAAGACUUGUCAGACAUAUGGCAUGAUGCGCGAGUUCAUUUUGCACAUGUCCAUCUCUCAGAACUUCGUUACUUUGUUUUGCAAUGACAAGAUAGAGCCCAAAUACGUUCGUCGGCUUUCUCUCCAUGAUAGCUCUGCUACAGAUGCUGACAGUUUCAACAAUGUUGAUUUAUCACUUGUCCGGUCUCUAGCAAUCUUCGGGAAGGCAAGUCAAACUGUAUUGGACCUCAGCAAGUACCAUCUUCUGCGAGUAUUGGAUCUUGAAAAAUGUGAGGAGUUGAAGGAUGAUCAUGUCAAAGACAUAUGCAACCUGCUGCUUCUAAAAUAUCUGAGCCUUGGGGGUGGUGUUACCACAAUUCCAAGAGAUAUUGUUAAACUGAAACAUUUGGUAUCACUUGAUGUAAGGAGAACAAAGGUACAGAUACUGCAUGUAGAAGUCUUCCAGUUGCCGUCUUUAAUUCACUUAUUUGGGAAGUUUAAGCUUACAGAUAUAGUCAAGCCAAAAAGUGAAGUACAUGAGUUUCUCUCCAAAGGAAAAAGUAACUUAGAAACGCUAGCAGGAUUUGUUACCGACAGAAGUGGAGGGUUCCUGCAUCUUAUGGGUUAUAUGAAUAAACUGAGUAAGGUGAAGAUUUUGUGUGAGUCGCCUGCAGGCUGCGCUGACCAAACUGAUCUUAAGGAGGCCAUUCAGCAGUUCAUUGAGGAUGAAAAGCAGGCAAAUGUUGGUUCUCGCUCUUUAUCGCUUCAUUUCGGCAAAUGCUGUGAAGGGCUCCUGAAUUCCUUAAAAGGACCCUGCUACCUCAGUUCACUGAAAUUGCAUGGCGACUUGGUUGCACUGCCUCAGUUUGUUGUGUCACUUCGGGGCCUCAGGGAGCUAUGCCUUUCGUCUACUAGAUUGACAGCGGGUGUUCUUGAAGCUUUGAGUAAUUUGAGCUACCUGCAGUACUUGAAACUGGUUGCUCAUGACCUUGAGAAAUUCGUCGUAAGAGACCAGGCGUUCUGCAGGCUUCUACGCCUUUCUUUGGAGCUGCAAUGUCCAACUUUCCCCACAAUAGAAGAAGGGGCUCUGCCAUUCCUUGUCACACUCCAGCUGCUCUGUAAAGAUCUGCAUGGCCUUUCUGACCUCAAAAUAGAAUAUCUCAAACAUCUCAAGGAGGUCACUCUUGACCCUAGAGUCACUCCAACAACAAGAGGAACAUGGGAGAAGGCUGCUAGGAAGCAUCCGAACAGGCCAAAGGUUUUGCUGCUCAAAUCUGUUGAUGCAGCACAAAGUGAGCUUGCAGACUACACUAUAGCGUCAGAGCCAGCUGAAAGUGCCAUUCAAGAAACUAGCAUUCCAGCACUACUUAACCAGGGGCUGGUGGCAUCAUCCUCUGCGAUGAGGAAACAGAGCACUUCUGUUUUGAGCAAUAUGGGCCCCUCAGAGGUUUCUUCUGCUUUAACAUGA
Molecule: messenger RNA, 1497 nt
Organism: Triticum turgidum subsp. durum (durum wheat)
Lineage: Eukaryota; Viridiplantae; Streptophyta; Magnoliopsida; Poales; Poaceae
Source: the annotation of a GenBank genome assembly